UAAGUUUAUUUUUAAGUCCUUAAAGUACAAAAUUAAGACUUUAAUUUGUUCCAAGAGGAGCUCUUUGUUCAGAUGUGCUAACAUUUCGAAAUAAAGCUUUAUAACAGCCAUUCUGCUUUGCCGGUUUAAGAUUACCCAACCCCACCCUCCCCGUUUUCCUUAUAACUGUGUACAAUGUAUGUGAUUAUUAUUCUAAUCUAAGGUGGGGAGUCGAGACUGAGUAAGAACUGGUAGUUGUAUAAUGAACUGAAAGCAUGGGUACGCCUUUAACCUUAACAGGUACAAGCCUAUUAAACAAAUGCGAUGCUUCCCACAAAAUUAAGUCCUCUGUGUACCUUUCUUUUUCCAGCAUACGCAUCAUUAAAAGCAGUUACACUCUAAUCAACGGGAAUUCCUUCCAAACGCGCUUAGAAUCGCGGUCUAUGUACAGCCACGUCCGGCUGCAUAGGCCUCCUAUGGAGAAGUGCUCCUCAAGCAUGAUCACAUGCGCCGCUGUUCCUAAAUGGCCUCCUACUAUUGUGCAAGUCCUGCCCUCCCUUCCUGUCGGAGGAGACUGCAUCUCAUCCAGCCGGGACGCCGUUUACCCCUCCGAGUUGCCUUGUGAUUAAGUCGCGAAACCGCCCCGAGAAGUUCCCUGUGCGGGGGAGGGCAGACUCAGCUCGGGAUCGGUUCCAAACUGGCGGAGGCGCUGGGCGGGCGAAGCGAGCUCGGUCCUGGCCCAGGAAGCUCCGUCGCCCUCCCCGCCCGGGGCCAGGCGGAGCCAGCAGCGGGAGGAGGAGGAGGUGAGAGGUCGCUUAGCUCCGGUCGCCCAUAGAGACGGAGGAGUCCCGAGUUGUGAGGGCGGCGGCGGCCGAAGCGGGGACAACGGAAGCCAAGGAAGACGCUCUCGGCUCCCGCCCGGCCGCGGACGUGUGAGAGGAGAGGGUGGUUUCUCACACUGUGCUGAGCCCAGGGCCUUUGUUGCUGGCAAAUGGAUGAGUGGAUUUGUGGAGGCCUGAUGAUGGGCAAGCCUAGCCUCAAGAAAAAUGACAGGAGAAUGUAAGAACACUUGAAAGACCUUGUUGAAAAUGUCUAGCAGAACCUCCGGCACAACAAACAAUAUAGCUCAGGCUAGAAGAACUGUUCAGCAGUUGAGAAUAGAAGCAUCUAUAGAAAGAAUAAAGGUAUCUAAGGCGUCAGCAGAUCUAAUGUGCUAUUGUGAGGAGCAUGCUAGGAAGGAUCCUUUACUAAUGGGUAUACCUGCUUCGGAAAACCCCUUCAAGGAUAAAAAGACCUGUAUAAUCCUAUAGGCAAAGCAACCAGAUGCCUUCAAGACCCUCCCUGUGAAACCAACCAAGCAGUCUCCUAAGAGAAGUAACCUGAAGAUCAUCUGGUACCAACUGCAUAAAACAACAAUCCAUUUACAUUGUGUAUCAAUGAACUUUUAAGUUUUCUAAAAAGUUUCUUUUCUUUAUAGUGUUCAAAGUCAAAGUGGGGAUGCAAGGUUAGAGUUACUCCUUGUACAAUAGAAUGAUUCUAAAAGCAUAGUUAGCUAUUGGAUUCUGUUGACUUUUAUGGGAUGAGAGAUGUGUGGGGUGGGUUUUACUUUAAAGUGCAAUGAGUGUUCUCAUAUAAGGUAUUAGAUUGAACAAUCAAGACCAAAGUUGCCUGAACUUCAUUUACCUAUUAGUGAGGAAGACAAGUAGACAAGCUUACUUUACAUUUUGAUUUUAUACUAGUGUCUAUCCUUGUGUAUGUUAUGUAAUUGGUGUCUAAUAUAUCUAGAAUGUGUACAUAUAUUUGGUUCGGUAUAUACACACAUUCCAUGUACAUUCUUUAACAAAAUGCACCCCUAAAGGUUACUUAUCACAUUUAUUGAUAAACAUGUCUUUACCAUCAAGUAUAUCUUAAGGUUUUCACUACCUGAUUUUAUUUUUUUCAUAUUUCUUUUACAAUUAGUGUUCCAUCUGCUCACAGAUUCUAAAAGCAAAGUCUAAAGGAAAAAUUCUUACGCCUUUCCAUUGCUUCACGGGGACUCUCUACCCUCUUAUCUUCCCUGUACAAUUCCUGUUGAACUGAUUGUAUGUAAGCAUCCACACAUUUUGCUUUGUUUGCUAAUUUUACAUUAAACAAAUGCCAAAUAAUAUCUUAGAGGAAUUGGCAGGCGCUGAGUGCAGUCAGUUCAUGGUGCUGUUGGUUCUAUACAAGGCCUACUGUUCUUUUUUUAAAAAAAAUGGGGGUUGUGCUGAAAAAAUACUUGGGGGAUAGAAGAAAUAUCCAGAAACAAAUCCCUGGCAAAUGUAAGCCGUAUUAUAGUAUUUGUGCACACUUCAUGCCUUGUUAGAAUACAAAGUGAGCAUACAAUACUGACUUUUUUCAAACCAUGAGUUUGUAUUUAUAUUCCAUUUGUUGCCACUGCCAGCCCUUUAAACUUUUAAUUUUGUGGUCUGCCAUAUCUUUGCAUUUAUAGAAUCUGUUAAGUACCUUGUGGCUGGCCUUGUAAUAGAUGUACAGAGAUUGAUAUGAGGGUAAGGGGCCUAACACAUAGGUCUAGAUUCUUUUAGAAGAGCCUUGGUAGCAUAGAAAGCAAAGUCAGCCAGUGGCUUUCCUAUCACAGGGUCCAGGAGCAGCUUGCUUCCACCCAUUAAGAGCCAGAUUUCUCUCAUUAAAUAUGUGGCAGUUAAAUCUUGCUACAAUACAGGUGGAAUAAAACAAAAACCAGAUCUUCACUGUAUCUGCAGGGAAGAAGACCAGGCUACAGAGCCAACAAGCCAAGGUCCCUAUUCCACUCAUUAGUUCUUGGUGUUGUACUAACUUAAAUUUCUUGUCUGUUUCUCUUGUAGUAGUACAUAAUUAUAGAUUAAAUAUUGAUAACAAGAGAUAUUUUGUACUUUGUUUACUCCAAAACUUGAAAUUGGAAAUCAGCCAGCUGUGAGAAACAAACCAACAAAGUAAUCUUGCUGUUUGUUUUUUACUAUUGAAAAACUGUUUUUUAAAUUAGAAUAUUUUUUCUAAUGGGAGCUUUGAAAACAGUAAACAACUUUCAAAAUUUUGUUUAUUGUUGUUCACUCUGGCCUUUCACAAUGAAUGCACAUUAAACAAUAUUGUAACUCAAACAUCCAUAUGUGAACUACACACUGUCACCAUUUUGCUUGCAGUUUAAUGGUUGAUUCAUUUAGAACCAAGACCGAAUAAUGGACAAUAUAGAUUAAUGAUUGACUUGCAUACUGAUUUUCUAAUGUGAAAGCAAGGCCCAUGCAUUUCUCUAAACAUACUUUGAAGUAAGCAGGGUCAGGAUCACAUUCUCCACUGACAUUGGUUUUUCUUGACUUAUUUUAAGAUCUUGGGAAGCUGUUGAUUUUUGUGUGAUGCACCAAGGGAUGCCUUUCUAAAAGGCUAUCUCAUACAACAGUUAUCAUGUAAUGACGUUCAGAGCUCACUUUAUUUUCUGUAGAUUAGUACGAGUUGAAUCUGUCUUGUCAAAUUCACCACAUAUCUGAAUCAUAACUUACCACAUAUGAGAAUCUUUGAAAAGCAUUCUGAAUCAAAAUGUGAUGAAUGUAAAACCUACAAUUCAAUCUGUGUAGAUCACUAGAAAAAUUGAAAACACUGAAAAAAUGGCGGUUUGUUGCGGUUCAUGGUUUGUCACAUUUCACGAACCACAACCCACCAUGAACUUGCCCAGUUCACGAACCAGUUCAUUUGGUUCAUAUGUACAUCACUUAUGGGGCUGCAGAAGGUCUGCAGAAAGCCCAUCCCCCCAUUGCCUAGGUAACAGAUUGAUUGGUGCCAGGCUGUCUGCAGUGACGAAGUGAAAAACUAACUGGUUCAUGAACCAAAACCCAGCCCAGUUCAUGAUGAACUUUGGUUCAUAUUUCAGUUUGUUCUCAUCUCUAUUACUGAUUCAUGUGGCCUUAAAGCAGUUGUUUGGAACAUGGAAAGCGCAGAAUUGUGUUGCUGGAAACAUAAAAAAGAAUGCAGUAUUUAUGAUGAUAGGAUAGCCCUCCCAUACAAGUAAUAUUUCAAAUGAAGACAGCCUGGACUGGCAAAAUUGCCAAGUAAUGUCUCCUUUGUAGAGUCCGUUUUUGGUAGUACUUGCCUAAAGCUAACUCUGGAGAAAUCCCAGGUGCCUUUUACCUGUGAUGCCAACUUCUAAAAAGCUGAAACUUUUGGAGUAUAUAUGCUUUCCCCAGCCCUGAUAGAUUAUAUAUAUAUGUCUAUAUUUUUAAGCCAAUUGGAACUGCUUAAUAUAGCAAUUUUUACUCAUCAAAUUGAUGCAUCCUUUAAAUAAAUAUAUUUCUUCUUGGUGUUAAUCAGCUUGGUACUUGCAUACAGAAAUUAAUAUGGUAGUUCAGUGUCUGUGCACAGAGUUUUUAAAUGACUGAAUAAAAAUAUACACUUACAGAAACAAAGCAUUGUACAAAGCCGCAUACACUGUAUGCCAGUGUUGACAUUGAACUAGGAAGCUAAAUGAUAGCUUCAAAAGAUCUCAAGCUAGACAACCCUCUUGUCUGGAAGGAAAACCUUGGGCUGGCUGCGGAAUGAUUACAGGAGAGAAAGGAAGUCCACUGAAGUUGCUUUCAACCAACCAAUGUCCCCUCUAAUACCGCCACUCUCCCCCUCCUCUUGAGUACAGCUAAAGAUAUGGGCCUCUGGGUACUAGGUAUGUUUAUUAUUUUCCUUCCAUAUCAGUGCUAUAAUAACCUUAAGUGUAUUUUAAAACCUUAUUCAAGUAUUUUACCUGUUUUUGUGUUGCAGUACCAGGCAAAAUUUGUUGGAACCAGAGAUGCCUUUCCAUGUACAGAAGACUUCUUCCGUUCAUGGAAGGGCUAUUUUUCCACUUCACAGUAGAGAGAUGUAUGAUAAAAUGGAAACUAAAUCCAAGUACAUUUUUGGUCUUCUGUGGAGACUCACAUUGGGACUCCACAUGCGCAGGCCAGCCAUGGAUAAGAAUUUCCUAGCUUUAGAACACUAGAAGGAUGCCCCUCCCCCACAGAGUGCAAGGUGGCAUUUUCACGGCAAAACAGUGAUGUGGUAAGAGCAAGGAGUGCCCCCUUUCCUCAGUUCUCUCUUCACUGCCACUGAGAGAAGAUCCUCUUCUAGCAUCUCGUUUGGUAUUUUUUUCUACUUACAAGUCGGCAUUGGUUUAUGAUGAAAGAAAAAGAAAGAACUGCUGCAGAAAUCUUUAUUUAAAGUGUAGUAUGAAAAUGACUCAGACAGAUGAAUACUGUCUGUCCGCUUUGGUGUCUUGAGUCCCACAACGUAUUUACUUGUUGCCUCUGUCAGCAGUUCAGUCCUAAAGCUCAUCAUGAUAGAGCCAAAUGGAGGUGGCGUUAUAGGAAAAGGCAUUGUCUGAUUCCCAACUUACGGCAGCAGUCUCAUCUGCCACAGUGAAACAUACUUCUUGAGUUGAGUCUGUGUCCUUGGUUUUGUCAGUUCCAGCCUUGGAUCUGUCUUUGCACCAAUGCCAAUCACUAGUUCCAGUUACCUCUCAUAGGAGUUUGUCAGAACCUCCACCAAAUAAGACGAGGACAAAAUCUAAGCACCGGGAUGAGUGCCUCUCAUUUCUGGCCCCAGCUAAGCAUGCAAGUUAUCAGGAAGACAUCACCUUAUACUCAGCACUAGCUAAGAGAUGUUGUGUUUCUUUGAAACCCCUGAAUACUAGGCUCUGUGGCCUGCACUUUUCACAUUGGUGCCAUGGCAACCAUACCCAUGGUUUCCAUCUCCAGUGUAUGGAACCAACGGGCGGGGGGGGGGAUUAUUAUUAUUCUACACCACAAGUGGUUCCAUCAACUUGCACCUUAGUGGUUUGAGAUCAUCCAUUGGUUCCCGUUCCGUUCCACUGCUGUGCUCCACCUUCCCAAGAUUUGGCACAGGAUGACGAACAUACUUCCAAGUUUCAUUUGGAUCCAUCACCAGUUUGAAACUUUAGGGGAUCCCAUUCCUGUGUCCUCAGAUGAAGAUCUCAGACUGUUUUUGGAAUAAACAUUACAAAUGCCGUAUCAGCUUCUCAUUCUCUGAUAGAAGUUAAAACUGUUUUCCACAUCACACCUUUAACGUUUUUUUGAAAGUGAUAUUUAAUCUUUUUCUGUCUGUAGUCCCAUGAUAGAGUAUUUCUUUAGUAUUGUCUCAGUUGACACAUAGCCCAUUUGACCCUCUAGCUACUUGUUCUCUGCCAUUACUUUCCCUAAAAGUCUGUUUUCUACUGGCUAUGACUUCUGUCAGAAGAGAUGGAGAGCUAGUAGCUCUCUGUGCAGAUGUUCCUUUUAUUAAGUUGCAGAGUGAAAAUUUGGUUUUGCAUACUAGUCUCCAGUUUCUUCCUAAUGUUGUGUCUAGAUUUGUCAUAAAAUAUCACUUUACCAGUGUUUUUUCCUUUCCCCUCAUAUAUGGAAUGUACACUGAACAUGUUGCAUGUUAAAAGUGCAUUAUUUUAUUUAGAAAGGAUACAGUCGUUUAGGAACAAUCCACAUCUUUUUUUUUGUUCACAUCCCAGUAAAGACAAAUUUACUUCUGCUCAAACAUUAUUACGAAGGAUUGUUACCACCAUUAAACUGUGUUAUCAACAAGAUGGAAUGUGUUGUCCCUUCGACAUAUGGACACAUUCCACUAGAGCUCAAACUUUUUCUGCAGCUUUUCUCCAUAGGGCUCAAACUUUUUCUGCAGCAUUACUCAGUUGAUGCCCUCUGAUUGGCACAUAGUCUUCAGCUGACCCUUUUGUACACCAUUACUCUAUAAACAUUAAUUUGAGAAAGGAAUCGACAGUAAAAUGCUGUAUUGCAUGCUUUGUUUUGGUGAGAGUCUCACUGCCAUGUCCUUGAUUAGUACUUAUUAGACUCCCAGCAUGGGACUGCAUAGAAGACCAAACAUGAAAAUAGGGUUGCAGUUACCUGUAACUGUUGUUCCUUAAGUGUAUUCUGUGCAGGCACACAUACCCUCCCUCCUGCCCUGCUGUAAGCCUCUUUCUCUUUCUUCUGGAGCUUCCAGCAUCUUAGGAGAACUGAAGGAAAGGGGUGCUCCCCCCAUCAUGGCAUAUGAUGAUUUUGGUGGAAAAACACCCCUCUAGCAUUCCAAAGCAGCAAGAUUCUUCGCGGCUGACUUGCACAUGUGUGACUUGCACAUGCUUAAUGUGUGCCUGCACACAAGAUGCUUGAUGAACAACACUGCGAAGUAUGUGCAACCCUGUUUAUGCAAGCAUGAGAGCAGACCUGCCUAUUAGAACACUGUACUUACUGUUCCGCUUGUGCUUAAGGAUCAGUGCCUACUGCUGUUUUCCUUCUCCUUGUGGUUCUUUGGAUCCAAACCAAUAUUUUCACCAGCAGUGCUUUAGAUCUUUAAUACACAUGUGUAUUUUAUUAACAUGAGAGUAUUUGAAAAUCUUUGUUUAAAACUGCAGGGACAUAAUUAAAAUGUAAAAAUUGUGCCAACUUGAGAGUCAGAAAUGCCUUUUGACUUUUAUUCUGAAACACAUGGGUUGAAACGAGCCCCUGUUAAGUCCAGCGCAAUUUCUGUGUUGACUUUAUAGCAGUUUUCAGUUACAGCAGAUGUAAAUUAAACAACAAAAUGUCAGUUUGGGUCGCUUCUGUUCUAGUAGAUUUUAGGUAACUGCUAAAUGUAUUUCAUUUCCCCCCUUUUGUUUCAAGGUGUACUGUCUUUUCUGAAGAAUCAAAAUAUACAUUUGCUAUCUGUUUUUGUAUUCAUAAUAAAGCAAACUUUGUAGUGAUGGUAUAAUCAUAAAGAGAAGUAAAGAGAAUGUUGGCCUUUGUAAGCAAUCUUGCUUCUCAUUCUCAGUUCAUUUCUAUGGGAUUUGCAUUAGACUUCCAUAGAAAUGAAUGGGGGUAUGCAGCAGUGGUGCUUGUAUGAUUAUACCCUGUAAAACAGGAAUAAUCAAACCAUCCAAAAUAACUGCUAGACCACUGUGAGGUUUUGAAAUUAAGUGUAUGUUGUUUAACAAGAGUUUCCAGCAACUUUUCCACUACACUGCAUCUUGGUGCUUUGAUUAGAAAUGCCUCAGAAGUAGAACAUUACUCAAGAAAGUGGUUAGUGUUCUGUCUUUUUUUAAAAAAAAAUACCAUGUUCUGCUUACUUUUUACAGGCACACGUUUUCUCUGGUUUAUCUCUUUGAAUUGCUUUUGCAAAAUAUUGUUUUGUAUUAUCAUUGUAAUCCUAGAUUGACAAGAAUACCACCAUGAUUUACCUUUGAUUUUUUUAAAAAGUAUUUGUGAAAUUUUAAUAGUGCUAAGUUGUUUUUGUCUUUUGCAAGCAAUUGAUCUCUUAUUAAAGCUGAAUACAUUGCAGUCUUUUAUUGAAAGAUGGGUUUCUUGUAGCUAUGAGAAAGAUUUAAGAACUGUAAUUAAUAUUCCAAUUCACAGCUAAUAUAUUUAGUACCAUGGAUAUGAAACACUUUAAUUAAAUAUCACUACUUUUCAUA
This is a messenger RNA of Eublepharis macularius, 8407 nucleotides long. It is a transcript of the gene GNG12, whose product is annotated as G protein subunit gamma 12. Gene Ontology annotation, molecular function: G-protein beta-subunit binding. NCBI's taxonomy places the organism in Eukaryota, Metazoa, Chordata, Lepidosauria, Squamata, Eublepharidae. The transcript is spliced from 4 exons. Gene Ontology annotation, cellular component: heterotrimeric G-protein complex. The coding region runs from base 1068 to 1289 and encodes 73 amino acids. Gene Ontology annotation, biological process: G protein-coupled receptor signaling pathway. The record is from RefSeq and is a predicted model, not a curated record.